UUGACGUUUUGGAGAAAAAAGGGGUGCAGUUGUGCUGCUCCCCGGUUGUGGAUUUCUCACCGCGCUCCUCCGUGGUUAUGAUCUGGUCUGUGGGAGCAGCUGAUCUCACGCCGUGUUACUCGGUUUAAUAUGAUGCAUUAGUGUGGAGCAGACAAUGAUGGAGGUUUAAAAUCCCCCACAUUUUUUUUAUUUUUUUCCCUUUUCCUGUGUCUAAGAGCGCCUGCUUUAAGUGGCCUCUCUGGUGUCAGGAGACAAACACCUCCACAGCCACUCGGAGCUAUUUUAAGCUGCUGGCUGUCAGAGUACGGUCAGAGAAUCCUCCUCCACUGUCGCCAGUAAAGAGACAGUCACCGUGACACGACAACCAACAUCCCCUUCCUGAAGCCUUGUUGUCUAAAUCUUCCUGUAUAGCUUUUGUUUUUUCUUCCUGUGCCCUUUGUUUACCUCGAUUGUUCUCACCUUGAUGCUACACUUCCUUGUUAUCUGUUUCUCCUUUUUUUUGGCUUUUUUCAAGCCUCUCAAUGAGAAAACACACAAAUCUGAUGAGCUGCAACAGUUUGCCACAGAAGAACGGACCAACAUCCCUCAAGGGACGUGUGCGGUUAGCAGCUUGUUGUCAGUUGGAAUGAAGGAAUGCAGUUUAGGCUGAAGCAGCUCUGUUUUUACUUCGGUCUAUCCGGAGAGCGCCGUUCUUAAGCUUUUUAAGGAUUUUUGCAUAAUUUCACCAAUGGGACGAAACAUAAAACAGGCGGUGAGCCCUGUGCAGGGUGAUGAUGAGCAGUCAGGGCAGCAGCAGCAGCAAAGGAAGUGGCCAGCAUGCUGACACUCGCCCCCUUCGCCACGCUCCCGGGCCCAAGCUCCAAGUGCAGCGUUCCCGCUCUCGUGACACCAUCACCAUACACUUCUCUGCUCUGGGGAAGGAGGAGGAAGACGAGGAGUACGAUCUCUACAGCAUAGAGGUUGGACCUGCAGCAGCUGCCCCUGUGGAUGAUGGAUCUUUGGGGCGUCAGGGCGGAGCUGCAGGGGUGGACGAGGUGUGUGUCACCACAGGGUUGGAGGCCAAAGAGGAGAUGCUGUUUGAGUCUGCCAAAGUAGAAACUUCUCUUGGAGCUCCGGUGCUACCUGUAUCAUCCAUCAGCUCGUCUGUUCAGCUUCAAGACCCAUAUCUGCACACCCUCUCUUCUACCACUGCUGUUAUCCCCAUUUCCACCCACUCCCACCUGAGCUCCGCCCCUCCUGCGAGCUCCUCCUGGCCCACCGAUCGACCAACUCAUCCUCCUCCCACAAGCUCCAGCUCCUCCUCUCCUUGCAGGUCCACAGCUCUCUCGUCAUCCAAACCUUUUCUCAGUCUGGUGAGGUCUCUAUCUAAUGAUGUUGAGUCUCGAGAAGCUCCCGUCUCCACGGCGGUACCCCCACAAACACGCCACAGACAGCUGAUGAAGUCUUUCGUUAGGUCUUUAUCCACAGACAUCUCCAAAGCCGAACACCAGGAAGGGUCUCCUCAUCACCAGGUUCCCUCCCAUCGGGCUCCGCCUCGCAACAUGCAGCUCUUCAAACAGUUCUCCCAACCCCGGUUAUCCUCCAGCCCUGUCAUUGCCACUCAAGCUGGGGGGGACUCCAAAACAGCCCCCUCCUCUCCCAUCAUGUCCCCAGAUGGCCGAUCUUUUUUUAAAGUCCAAGAGGUGGAGGCCAAGAUCGAGGACACCAAGCGACGGCUGUCGGAGGUGAUGUCAGACCCCCUGCAGCUUUUCAGCAAGAUUAUGGGCGAUGAGUCAGGUGUGGGAGUUGCUGGAAGCGCGCAUCGUGCCAAAUCGCUCUCCACCAGCGCAUCCGAGCUCAGCGGAGCAACAGCUGUCAACGGACACACAGAUGCUAACAGCAACUACAGCAUCAAGGAAGAAGGGGGCGAAGGAGAGGAAGAGGAGGAAACGCCUACAGGAAAGGGACCCGACUCUGUUUUAUUCUCUUUUCCGUCUCUGUCACUCAGUCCGGCCUCGGCCCCACCCCCCAAUAUUUGUAAGUCCCCUUCUCUCACUAUGGGCCGCUGUUCAAUGUCGGCCCUGGUAGCGCGACAGGAAGACGAGGACUUCUGUGAACUGUACAGUGAAGACUUUGAUGUUUGCACUGACACGGAGACGCCAGAUGGAGAUCGGUCCAUAUCCCGACAGCCCCAUACUGGGAGCACUGGCCUGUGUAGUGAACUUGAUGCAGAUGAGGAGAGGGAAGAGGAGGAAGUGGACUGUGUGACUGGCCUCAUCUUCUUAACACAGAUGAUUUAUUUGUACUUAAUCCUUCCAGUGCCUCCAUGUGUUUGUUCUGUGUUGCAUGGGAUAGUGGCGGGCUUUGUGCUGGCCCUGCUGGUCCUCUGGCUGUCUUCUCCUCAGCACUCCUCAUCAGGGACCAGCAUCAGGAGAAGGAGGAUGGAGAGGUGGAACUUUGCUCAACUGGACAUCAGUGAACCAGGGAUUUUCAAGGGCUGGAUGAACGAGAUCUACAGCUACGACCCAGAGAUGUACCACGCCACCUUGACCCACUCUGUUUACGUCCGCUUGGAGGGUUCUGUCCUGCGCCUGUCCAAACCCAACAGGAACAUUUCCCGCCGUGCCACGCACAACGAGCCUAAACCCGACGUCACUUACAUCAGCCAGAAAAUCUUUGACCUGACUGACAGCAAGAUUUCCUUGAUGCCUCAGAGUCUGGCUCGAAAGCGAGUUUGGAACAAGAAGUACCCCAUUUGUAUAGAGCUGGCCAAGCAGGAUGACUUCAUGUCAAAAGCUCAGGAGGAACGGCCGGACGCCGCAGAGGACCGGUUGGCAGGGCAAGGCGAGAGGGCCGAUCUCACAGACCGACCCGAAGGCUCUGCAUCUACAGAGGAACAGAAGAGACCAACUUCUGGAGGAGGAGGAGGAGAUCUGACAAUCUACUUGUUUGGGAGGACCGGCAGGGAAAAAGAGGAGUGGUUCCGGAGGUUUCUUCUAGCAUCUCGUGUGAAGUCGGAGGGGAGAGGCGGCGGCCUGGCUGGCGUUAGCAAGAGUGCCUUCUUGCCAGCCCACAGUCGCAGUGGAAGCUUUCAGUCUGGUGGGGGCCUGGAGGCUGACAGCAGAAGCAGCAGCAGGGGCAGCCACGAAGAGCUGUCUUCUCUCCCCUGUGGCUCCACUGCAGGAUCCAAGCAGAAGAUUCUGUUGGACUAUAACGUCUACAUGGCCAAAUAUGUGAACCCCCAGGCUCCACCGAGAAGCCCAGCUGCAGAAGACAGCCCAGGGCAGAGCCCUGAGAGCAGCCCCAAAACCACCAAGAAGUUACAGAGAAGUUCAGAAGAGACCGAUGAGUCGGAGCUCUGGGUCAACGCUUUCCUGGGGAGAAUUUUCUGGGACUUCCUCAGAGAAAAGUAUUGGGCCGACGUUGUCUCCAAAAAGAUCCAAAUGAAGCUCAGUAAGAUCAGGCUGCCAUAUGUGAUGAAUGAGCUGACUCUGACCGAGCUUGAUAUGGGAUUCUCCAUUCCUAAGAUCCUUCGUGCCUCCAAACCUUCUGUAGACCACCAAGGCUUGUGGUUUGAUCUGGAGAUCUCCUACCGAGGCUCCUUCCUCAUGACGCUAGAGACAAAGCUGAACCUGGCGCGUCUGGGAAAAGAAGGCGAGGGGCUCGGGGAGCACGGGAAAGAAUGGUCCAGGUCACGGACAUACUGUCUGGCAGACAGUGAUGAAGAGUCAUCCAGCGCUGGCUCAUCAGAUGAGGAAGAUCCCCCUGAACUCCUUAGUGACAAAUCAACUCAGCCUGGAGCUGAAGGCUAUGUAGGAGGCCACAGACCCAGCAAGAUCAUGCGCUUGGUGGACAAGAUAGCCAAGUCCAAAUAUUUCCAAAAGGCCACAGAGACAGAGUUCAUUAAGAAGAAAAUGGAAGAGGUAUCCAACACCCCCCUGCUGCUCACAGUGGAAGUGCAAGAGUGUCGGGGAACUCUGGCUGUCAACAUUCCCCCACCUCCCACAGACAGAAUAUGGUAUGGUUUCCGGAGUCCUCCUCACCUGGAGCUGAAGGCGCGGCCUAAAUUGGGUGAGAGGGAGGUCACUCUGGGUCAUGUAACUGAGUGGAUAGAGAAGAAGCUGGAUCAGGAGUUCCAGAAAAUUUUUGUUAUGCCAAACAUGGAUGACAUAUGGCUACCCAUAAUGCACUCAGCCAUGGAUACACGUUCAAAUGCCAACUUGAUGACUGUGACAAAUGAUGCCUUGAAGGAUACGGAAACAGAGGAGUCUGACAUCCCCGACGUUUGAAGACUAGCGUUUUGUUGUGCCGUGACCAACGAACUUCUCAGACAUAAGAAGAGUUGACUCCAAAGCCAAGGUGUGAGAAUGUGUCGACAUGCUCUCCAAUAUCUGAUUCUGUCUUUGCAGCAUCUGUGUUGCAGCAGUCCUUAAAUAUGUGGUCGAAAACAGGAGCCCUUAUUGUUUGUGGCUGCUAAAAGCAAUAGAUGGUGAUUAACGAAUGGAAGUGAACUUUUUUAGAUUAAAAAAUAAAUACACUUCCUAAGAAAACAAAAUUUCACACUGGAUCAGAAAAUCGCCGUCUGAUUCAGCUUGAGGAACCAGAACCCUGUGAUGCUCAGCUGCAGCAAAUCUGAUUGUUGCAAACUUUUUGGUGCAAUGCAUAGAAGUCUAGAUGAUGAAAAAGCCUUUUAAGACUAAAAGGGGUAGUCCAAAUAUUUCUAAAUAAUAUCCCUAGAAUAUAGCAGUCCCACACAGUCCCAGUGUGGUCUUCUUAUCAACCCGGCAUUUAUGCAAACCCAGAAAUGGCAGUUGGUCCAUAAAAUGUGGCGUCUCCUUCAUGGCUCCCCACGUUGCCAUACAUACCAUGAGGCUCGGACUGAACUAGGGUUUCAACAAAAUUUGAAAUCUUCUCUGCAGCUCUGCCUUUCCAGCUCUGUUGAAUGUAUCAGUGGGAUUGCAGCUUGCUAGCUGUGCAGAAGCUUGUUUUUCACUUAGCUUCUGUCUCAAUUACUCCUUGUGUUAUAGUUAAGCAAAAGUAAUAAUUUUGUAUCCUUUUUGCCAAAGCAAUCUUUCAUUUACAUUUGAAAGGUUAUGUAAAAAAAAAUUAAGCAAUCACUUCAUCUCUUUCUGCUUGUUUUAAUGAAAAAGUAACUGCAUUGUUGGAAAAUACAGAAAGGAUUUUAUUUUUCAUUGAUUUUCCUUUUGGCAGCAGGAGACUUGACUCUCUCAUUAUCAAUGUCUAAAAAUUUAAUUUUUAGAUAAAAAAAAAACUCUUAUUUUGAAAUAACACCACUCUGGAUAUUAGCCAUAUUGUUUAGUGUUGUCAGCAGACACUCAUGAUGGAAACUAUUUUGCUUAUUUAUUCAUGUUUUUUUAAGCUGUCAAUAAUCUAGAACCACUGGAUCAUAGUUAAAUAUCUGGAUACAUGUCUGCUAUGUUUUGUUAAAAAUGUGUGUUGGCUAAUGUUUCGAGGCAGAAAGUGCCUUCAAAGUAACUAAACAUUCCUUCAUGGUGAGCCACCACAUUUGUUGCAUUGACUUACUGUUUCAGACGUGCCCAUUUCUUAAAAAAGAAAAGAAGAAAAAACUAUUUUACCAUUUUUAUUUCAGUGUUGCUUAUUUGAACAGUGAUGAAAAUUGCUGCUUGUGUUGCAGAUUGUUAUGGUUCUGAUCAUUGUGGAUCAAUAAACUUUUUUUUUCCCCUGA
This is a messenger RNA of Oryzias melastigma (Indian medaka), 5686 nucleotides long. It is a transcript of the gene tex2, whose product is annotated as testis expressed 2. Gene Ontology annotation, cellular component: endoplasmic reticulum. NCBI's taxonomy places the organism in Eukaryota, Metazoa, Chordata, Actinopteri, Beloniformes, Adrianichthyidae. Bases 771 to 4268 code for a protein of 1165 amino acids. The transcript is spliced from 12 exons. The record is from RefSeq and is a predicted model, not a curated record. Gene Ontology annotation, molecular function: lipid binding.